UUACUAGAAUUAUUUUAAAAAUAAUAUCAAAACAUAACCUAUAAAAAUAAUAAUUGAACAAAAAUGUUAAAAAGAAGUGUUUAGAAUAUGGAUCCUCCCGAAAUUUUGCAAAAAAAGCUAUAUUUCCUUCUCGAGCAGUUGCAAAACAUGGCUAGAGAUUUGCCCCCGAAAUACCAAAUGCGCCUUCCUUAUGAGUUAUUGUCUAGUCUCGCAAAUUGUUUAUUAAACGAUACGGUUUUUGAAAUUGUGAAAGGGUUACUUGAGAUUCAGCAUGUGACUGAACAGCACUUGUAUCAACAAAGACUCCAGUUUAUCAAUAACCAAAAAAUGGAGGAACAUGAAAUACUAAAUCAAUACAUUGGCGAUCCCGAUAAAAAAGUAGAAGAACUUAGGAAGUUAAUGAUUAAACAGAAAGAAGAACUGAAACAGUUUGAUAUGGGGCUAGUAAUACAGUUGGACGAAAAGGUGGCCGAUCAGCAACAAGUCCUGGAACAAGCUGGAGUGCCUGGAUUUUAUGUUACAAAAAACGCUGUAGAAAUUAAAGUUCAAAUGCAUCUACUUGACUUUAUGCUCAGGUUGAGCAAAAUGACUCUACCCUCAUAGUCAUAAAAUUUCUUAAAAUGUGGGUUAUCUAAUGGAAGUGGAACAGGAGGACAACAAAUACUUCAAACUUUUCUUUUCCCUAUUUGUAACAUAUUAACAAAACAAAAUUCUUAAUAACUUAAUACAGUUGCUCCUAUUGUUUAA
Messenger RNA from Tribolium madens (black flour beetle), 747 nucleotides. RefSeq names its product gonadal protein gdl (gene gdl). The transcript has 4 exons. Bases 88 to 603 code for a protein of 171 amino acids. NCBI's taxonomy places the organism in Eukaryota, Metazoa, Arthropoda, Insecta, Coleoptera, Tenebrionidae. The record is from RefSeq and is a predicted model, not a curated record.